Molecule: messenger RNA, 1997 nt
Organism: Daucus carota subsp. sativus
Lineage: Eukaryota; Viridiplantae; Streptophyta; Magnoliopsida; Apiales; Apiaceae
Product: CBL-interacting serine/threonine-protein kinase 20-like
Exons: 2
Coding region: 175-1557 (460 amino acids)
Biological process (GO): signal transduction; protein phosphorylation
Molecular function (GO): protein serine/threonine kinase activity; ATP binding
Source: RefSeq, a predicted model, not a curated record
GUUCCUUCAUACGAAUUGAACCAUAUUAGCUGGUUUUAUCAGCUGAUUAUCCGAUCUCCAUUUUCGAACUACUCUAGUAGUUUGGCUAAAAACCGUUGAUCAAAAUGCGAUAAAAACCAGAGCGUAUAUAAAUUUCUUCUCCAUUAUUGUUGAUUUGUACCGAGCAAACGAAAAAUGGAGAAGAAAGGAACCGUAUUGAUGAAUAAAUAUGAGCUCGGAAGAAUGUUAGGGCAAGGUACAUUUGCUAAAGUGUAUCAUGCCCGACAUCUGAAAACUGGACAGAGCAUUGCUCUCAAGAUCAUUGACAAAGACAGAGUCCUCAGGGUUGGUUUGAUGGAUCAGAUUAAAAGAGAAAUAUCGAUUAUGAGACUUGUCAGACACCCGAAUGUUGUGCAGCUACAUGAAGUCAUGGCAACAAAAACGAAAAUAUAUUUGGCCUUGGAGCAUGUCAAAGGUGGAGAACUCUUCAACAAGGUUGCUAAAGGUAGGUUGAAAGAGGCCUCUGCUAGGAAAUAUUUUCAACAAUUGAUUGCAGCUGUUGAUUUUUGUCAUAGCCGCGGUGUUUACCACCGUGACCUAAAACCUGAAAACCUACUUCUUGAUGAGUCUGGCAACCUGAAAGUUUCGGAUUUUGGAUUGAGUGCAUUGCUUGAAUCCAGAAGGCAGGAUGGCCUUCUUCACACAACAUGUGGAACUCCAGCUUAUGUUGCACCAGAGGUCCUCCUUAAGAAGGGCUAUGACGGACAAAAGGCGGAUAUUUGGUCAUGUGGUGUUAUACUAUAUGUUCUUCUGACUGGUUAUCUUCCAUUCCAUAGUUCUAAUCUCAUGGUAAUGUAUAGGAAAAUUAGUCGAGCUGACUUUAAAUGUCCUCGUUGGUUUCCCUCUGAUGUUAAAAGGCUUAUGUAUAGAAUUCUUGAUCCAAACCCGGCUACAAGAAUGUCUGUUGACAAGUUAAAAGAAAACCGUUGGUUUCUUAAGGACAAGAGCAAGAUAGAAAUCCCAGAGAGGGAUUUAGAAGAUGGUCAUGAUCCAAAUGCUAACAACACGUCUCCGCGAAGUGUUCUAGAUAGCAAUGGUGAGGCAGACUUGGAGGGUCAUAGUGAUGAUGAUCCUUGUGAACUUGAUCAAAAAACAGCUUGUUCUUCAGUGAAGCCUACUACAUUAAAUGCAUUUGACAUAAUUAACUCACUUUCACGUGGUUUUGAUUUGUCUGGACUUUUUGAGGAUAAUGUAGCCGAGGUUUAUAGAUUUACUACUCAAAAGCCAGCAGCACUAGUCUUGUCCAAGCUUGAAGAAGUUGCAAUGACAGAGAGUUUUAAUGUGAAGAAAACUCAUGAUUGGAAGGUGAAAUUACAAGGGUUCAAAGAAGGCAGGAAAGGGCAAUUAGCUAUUGAUGCAGAAAUCUUCGAAGUAACACCAUCGAUUUACAUGGUGGAGAUGAAGAAAACAUCUGGUGAUACCUUAGAAUAUCGUAAAUUUUGCAAUCAAGAUUUGAGGCCUUCCCUAAAGGAUAUUGUAUGGACUUGGCAAAGUGAUAGAAACCAGGUGCAAGAAUAGAACAUUUUAAGUAUCAGAUUGUUCACCAGCUGCAAAAUUAGAACAUCUAAUCAAAUGACAGGCUGCAUAAAGUUGCAUCACAUGAUAGCACCACAGAGAAGCAACCAUAACUUUAAAGUCUUGACAAAGCCUUGAAGGGCAGCAGGAGUCCCGAGUUCUGGCUGCCUGCAUGAAGAUUGAAUUGUCCUCGUCGUCUUCCGAAAAGAGAUACGGCUGUGAUGAAAAGUUCACGGUAUUCAAAUGCCACUCAUGUCUUAUAACUUCUGACAUGUAUAUAGGUUUCAUUGAAUCUAAUUAUUAUUUCAUUCGGGCAGUUGAUAGUGAACCUUCUAGAGGAGAUCCUAAAGGCAAGGGGCUCUGACUACCAGUUUAUCAUAUAAGUUUGUUUAUCAAUACAAUCUACUAAUCUCAUACUGUAAUGAGGAAAUUUUGAUUGAUCC